UCUUGGGUCUGAGGGAGGAGGCUGGGGUCUGGACUCAUGGGUCUUAGGGGGAGCUGGAGUCUAUCCUCUUGGGUCUGAGGGAGGAGGCUGGGGUCUGGACUCAUGGGUCUUAGGGGGAGCUGGAGUCUAUCCUCUUGGGUCUGAGGGAGGAGGCUGGGGUCUGGACUCAUGGGUCUUAGGGGGAGCUGGAGUCUAUCCUCUUGGGUCUGAGGGAGGAGGCUGGGGUCUGGACUCAUGGGUCUUAGGGGGAGCUGGAGUCUAUCCUCUUGGGUCUGAGGGAGGAGGCUGGGGUCUGGACUCAUGGGUCUUAGGGGGAGCUGGAGUCUAUCCUCUUGGGUCUGAGGGAGGAGGCUGGGGUCUGGACUCAUGGGUCUUAGGGGGAGCUGGAGUCUAUCCUCUUGGGUCUGAGGGAGGAGGCUGGGGUCUGGACUCAUGGGUCUUAGGGGGAGCUGGAGUCUAUCCUCUUGGGUCUGAGGGAGGAGGCUGGGGUCUGGACUCAUGGGUCUUAGGGGGAGCUGGAGUCUAUCCUCUUGGGUCUGAGGGAGGAGGCUGGGGUCUGGACUCAUGGGUCUUAGGGGGAGCUGGAGUCUAUCCUCUUGGGUCUGAGGGAGGAGGCUGGGGUCUGGACUCAUGGGUCUUAGGGGGAGCUGGAGUCUAUCCUCUUGGGUCUGAGGGAGGAGGCUGGGGUCUGGACUCAUGGGUCUUAGGGGGAGCUGGAGUCUAUCCUCUUGGGUCUGAGGGAGGAGGCUGGGGUCUGGACUCAUGGGUCUUAGGGGGAGCUGGAGUCUAUCCUCUUGGGUCUGAGGGAGGAGGCUGGGGUCUGGACUCAUGGGUCUUAGGGGGAGCUGGAGUCUAUCCUCUUGGGUCUGAGGGAGGAGGCUGGGGUCUGGACUCAUGGGUCUUAGGGGGAGCUGGAGUCUAUCCUCUUGGGUCUGAGGGAGGAGGCUGGGGUCUGGACUCAUGGGUCUUAGGGGGAGCUGGAGUCUAUCCUCUUGGGUCUGAGGGAGGAGGCUGGGGUCUGGACUCAUGGGUCUUAGGGGGAGCUGGAGUCUAUCCUCUUGGGUCUGAGGGAGGAGGCUGGGGUCUGGACUCAUGGGUCUUAGGGGGAGCUGGAGUCUAUCCUCUUGGGUCUGAGGGAGGAGGCUGGGGGCUGGACUCCUAGGUCAGAGGGAAGGGGCUGGAAUCUGACCUCUUGGGUACUGGGGAUAGACCCUUGGGCUUCAGGCUUGCUGUGUAUGCACUCUUCCAUCUAAAUUGAAUUUCAAAGUUCCUGGAGGGUUGGGGUCUGAGGGUUUCUUUAAUCACCAGGAAAGCUACAUCAACCAAGUAAAAGAAGAGCCUUCAGCAGGUGUCCUCUGUGGAAGCCUCCCAGCUGGCCAGAGGCCAAGUUCACCCUCAACAACCCCUGCUCAGCAUUCGGAUCUUGUGCUCAUCCAGCAGUCCUCCCUGAUGCAAUCCUACUGCUUCUUUCACCAGAGACUGUCCUGCACAGGUGCUCCCCAGACACCCUGGGGGAUGGGAAUGGACAGUCUCCUUCCCACUGAGCCAGGCUUUGCCAGGGGGGGAAACUGGGUGACUCCCUGGAGUUGAAGCUCUGCUGGGGAAAUUUCCUGGGUUUGAAAGAGGGGGCUGUAGCAUGUAUCCCUGGGUCUGAACGAUGCGAGGUUGGAGCUGAACCCUUGGGUCUGAGGGAAGAGGCAGGGGAUGGACCCUUGGAUCUGAGGCAGAAAGCUGGGUAAUAGGGAGGAGAAUGGGGGAGGAACCCUGGAUCUGAGGGAGGAGGGCUGAGGUCUAGAAUCCUGAGUCUGAGGGAGGAGGCUGGGGAAGCAACCAAUGGGUCUGUCCCAGGGUCUGAGGGAGGAGGGUUGGGGUCUGGCCCUGGUAUGAGGGAGUAGGCUGAGGUCUGGACCCCUGGGUGUGAGGAAGGAGGCUGGGGUCUGAAUCCCAGGGUAUGAGGGAGGAGGAUGGGGAUGGACCCUGCAUCUGAAGGGGGACACUGGGGUCUGGACCCCAGGGUCUGAGUACAGUCUGGUCCAUAACCUGGAGAAAUGAUCUAAUCUUGGGCCAGCCAAGUGGAAUUCCUGAGUCUUUGCGAGGUGUGAAGGCUCAGGUACAGGCGAGACGGGGCUGCUGGGCCAGCCGGGUCCAGCAAAACUCGGGACAACAGGAGAGCUGAGGUCUUUGUCUUCAGCCACAACGUGAGGCCCUCAGAGAAAGAAUGUGAGUCUACUCUUGCCACCAUCCUUCCGGUCAGAAAAAAAAAGUUAUUUCCGAGACUUGCCAAUCUUCAAAGCAGCAGCUGGACCCCAGACUCUAGGGUUCCCCCAAGGAAGGGCUGGGUGCUCCGCUGUGGGGUGUGGUGUGUAUGCGGCCCAGGGCUCCGCAGCCUCCGCCUGGGCUAAGAGGCCUGGCACAGGCUUGUCCUGGGCUCUGGGGCUGCCUGGCAAACAGGUUCUCCAUCCUCCAGGGAGGGUGCGGUAAGUGGGGAGGAGGAGUCUGGGGAUGUCCCCCUCGGUGAGGACCAGGUGUCCCGGCCCUGCCCUGCUGGGGCGUGGCUACUCCCAAGAGCAUCCAGGUGCAGGGAGAAGACUCUAAAUCCCGGCACUGGAGAGGGCAACGCGCGUCGGACCGGAGCUCUGGGGUCCAGCUUUGCAGCCCCAUACCAGUCCUCAGGUCUAUGCAAGGAUACGACUGAUACUGAAGGCGAACUGGGCUGCCCUUCGUGGAGCCCUGUGACCCUAGAGGAAGGGGCCAGGGUGCUGCGUCCCACCCACUCGAGUGGAGGAGAGGGUGCCGUGCCUCACUACCCUGGACGGUCGGGUGUGGCGCCAGCCAUGUGGACCCUCAGCCGGCGGCAGCUCUGCCUGGCUUUCCUGCUGGUCUGUGUGCUCUCGGCUGUCUCCUUGUUUCUGCAUCUGCACGGAAUCUUUCAAAAUGGCUUAACUCUCUCUGUCCUGUGUCCAGACUAUGACCUGCUGAAAUUCCCAGUGGCCACGGUAUGCCUGCCUCAGCCACUACUGACACCCAAUGCCUCCCCUCCCAGUCCCUGGCAUCUUGCCUCACUCCCUGGGACUUGGACCUUCUCCCCAAGAGGCAGGUUUGGUAACCAGAUGGGGCAGUAUGCCACACUGCUAGCCCUCGCCCAGCUCAAUGGCCGACGACCUUUCAUCUUGCCUGAUAUGCAUGCUACCCUAGCCCCUGUGUUCCGCAUCUCCCUGCCUGUGCUGGACCCUGAGGUGGAUGUCCUCACACCUUGGCGGCAUUUAGACCUACAUGACUGGAUGUCAGAGGAGUAUUCCCACCUGGAGGACCUGUUUCUUAAGCUUUCCGGCUUCCCCUGCUCUUGGACCUUUUUCCACCAUCUCCGGGCACAGAUUCAGAGGGAGUUCACCCUGCAUGACCACCUUCGAGAUGAGGCUCAGCACCUGCUGAGUGUACUCCGCCUGGACCCCACAGGGGCCCGCCCUCGCACUUUCGUGGGUGUGCACGUGCGCCGUGGAGACUAUCUAGAAGUGAUGCCCAAUCGCUGGAAGGGAGUGGUGGGUGACCAAGCUUACCUCCAGCAAGCCAUGGACUGGUUCCGGGCCCGGUACGAAGACCCCAUCUUUGUAGUCACCAGCAAUGGCAUGCAGUGGUGUUUGGAGAACAUCGACACAUCCCACGGGGAUGUGGUCUUUGCUGGCAAUGGAAAGGAGGGUACACCAGGGAGGGACUUUGCACUGCUCACUCAGUGUAACCACACCAUCAUGACCAUUGGUACCUUUGGCUUCUGGGCCGCCUACUUAGCAGGUGGGGACACUGUCUACCUGGCCAACUUCACCCUGCCAAACUCCGAGUUCCUGAAGAUCUUUAGGCCUGAGGCUGCUUUCCUGCCUGAGUGGGUGGGCAUUAAUGCAGACUUGUCCCCACUGCAGGCUCAUGCUGAACUUUUUGAGUCAGGCAACAUUUAAGAUUGGGCUGAUGCAUCUGCAGCCAGCCAGCUGUCUUCAGAGGCUUAGUGACUUUGGAAUAUGUCUGUGGAACAUGCCUGGAGCUGGUGGCCCCUCAUUUCCAGACUUCUAGACAAAGGCCUUUCUGGGAAUGAUGGAAUGCUCUAGAGUCAGCAGAGCAUCUUUUCCUGAUGGCCGAGGAGCAUUAGGCAGCCCUGGAAGCUGCAGUCCUCUUCUGACCAUACCAGCCCACAUCCCUAGAACUUCUGGGUGGUUGUUUCCAGGAACAGAAAACCCUCCCUUCUAGAUUUCAUGAGACUGAAGGACCAGGUUUCCUGGGUUUCUGGGAUGAUUCUAGAAGGCGGAGUGGAGAACCCUGCAGGGCCCUGCCAGAAUUCCAGAUAGUGAAGAUUUUAAUGGAGAUGCAUGCAUACUAUAUACUCAACACCCCCCCUUUGCCAGAAAUGUGGAGUGAUGAAAGACAGCCUUUCUUGAGCCAGCAUUCUUCUGGAAAGACAGGACAG
Molecule: messenger RNA, 4453 nt
Organism: Nannospalax galili (Upper Galilee mountains blind mole rat)
Lineage: Eukaryota; Metazoa; Chordata; Mammalia; Rodentia; Spalacidae
Gene: Fut1
Product: fucosyltransferase 1 (H blood group)
Exons: 2
Coding region: 2835-3950 (371 amino acids)
Biological process (GO): carbohydrate metabolic process
Cellular component (GO): membrane
Molecular function (GO): galactoside 2-alpha-L-fucosyltransferase activity
Source: RefSeq, a predicted model, not a curated record